AGAAUCAUGAACUUUUUGGAUAAACAGUCCCUAUUGUUUGUCGAGACAGCUGACAUGCUGGCAAGGAUGGCUAGAGAGACUUUGGUGCAAGCACGUCUUCCAAAUUUUCACAUUCCUGCAGCGGUGGAAGUACUUACAACUGGUACCUAUGGGCGAUUGCCAGCUUGCAUUCGUGAAAAAAUUGUACCACCAGAUCCCAUUACACCAAGCGAAAAGAGAAAUACUCUGCUUAGGUUAAAUCAGGUUAUUCAACACAGAUUGGUCACCGGAAAUUUACUACCUCAGAUGAAGAAUUUAAAGAUUGAAAAUGGAAGGGUAACAUUUCGUGUCGAGCACGAGUUUGAAGUUGCCUUAACCGUUAUGGGAGACGGGCCCAAUAUUCCAUGGAGGCUACUAGAAAUUGAUAUCCUGGUUGAAGACAAAGAGACUGGAGAUGGAAAAGCUCUAGUCCACUCCUUGCAAGUUCAGUUCAUUCACCAACUUAUUCAGACCCGGUUGGUGGACAAUCCACAACCACUGACGGAAGUGUACAAUUUUUUGCACCAUUUUUGUCAAUCUCUGCAGCUGGAAGUGCUCUAUUCGCAAACGCUCAGAUUGAUGAGGGAUCGCCUCGAUGACCACAUCCAUGUCGAUGAAUAUGUUCCAGGAAAAUGUUUGACGGUAUCUUACUGGAGGGAAUUGACCAGCAAAGGCAAAGAAAUGUCCAACAAGGAUUUGAGAUCUGAAUUAGGUUAUAAACUUUCUGUUCAAGUGGAUGUUCACGAUCCAGCGCGACCUUUGGCAGUCAUUCAUAUUCCUUCCUUGGGAUAUAAGGAAAGUGAAAUUGCUGACAGGGCUAUACGAUCUGAGGUAUUGUCCAUGGAGAGGCUGUUGGUACAUACCAUUUAUGUGAGGACUCGCAGUAGACUGUCAGACAUUAAGCUGGAGCUGCAAGGAAUGCUGAAAGAUGUCGAAUGUAAGUAAAUUAAAGGCAGAGUAUU
Leptinotarsa decemlineata (Colorado potato beetle) is the source of this 980-nucleotide messenger RNA. RefSeq names its product Mediator complex subunit 14 (gene MED14). Gene Ontology annotation, molecular function: transcription coregulator activity. The record is from RefSeq and is a predicted model, not a curated record. Lineage: Eukaryota; Metazoa; Arthropoda; Insecta; Coleoptera; Chrysomelidae. Gene Ontology annotation, cellular component: core mediator complex; mediator complex. Gene Ontology annotation, biological process: regulation of transcription by RNA polymerase II.